Messenger RNA from Priapulus caudatus, 1878 nucleotides. RefSeq names its product transmembrane anterior posterior transformation protein 1 homolog. Bases 61 to 1878 code for a protein of 605 amino acids. Gene Ontology annotation, biological process: positive regulation of cilium assembly; maintenance of protein localization in endoplasmic reticulum. The transcript has 2 exons. The record is from RefSeq and is a predicted model, not a curated record. Gene Ontology annotation, cellular component: ciliary basal body; endoplasmic reticulum membrane. Lineage: Eukaryota; Metazoa; Priapulida; Priapulimorpha; Priapulimorphida; Priapulidae.
UGGGAAGGAAAACUUCUCCCCCUUUGAAAUAACUAAGUAGUCCAGUUGCAUGCUUUAAAAAUGAACGCAGAUGAGCCGAGAGGAUCUGACAGCCUCGACAGAUUGCUUGAGGAGGCAACUCGAGAGAUGACUGGUCGACCACUAACAAUGCAAAUUGAUGCAGCAACGACGUCAAAAUUAAUAGAAAAUUUAGGUCCAUUACCCGAAAACAAUCGGGAAGCGAAACUCUCGUCGUCAGACGGUCGUCAAACGCAGAACGUCGGCGACGAGAGAGACUCCGGAUCCGGCGAUGACCGCGAGGAUGGCGGCGGCGAGGAGGCGGAGGCGGGUCCGACGAGCGACGGGAAACGCGCGCCGCCGUCGCUGUUCGCGUACCUGCAGUCGGAGCUUCGCAGCGACUACCUGCCCGAGACGAACGAGGCGACGUUCUCCGCGAAGCGCGCCCGCGUCUACGCGUUCAUGAAGAUCCCGCGCGAGGUCGAGAAGUUCAUGCUGUUCGGCUUCUUCCAGUGCGCCGACGCGUUUCUCUACGUGUUUACCUACCUUCCCCUGCGCGUUCUCCUCGCGCUCGCCUCCCUGCUCUUCCGCCCGUUCCUCCCCUCCGCCCCCGCCGCGUCGACGUCGUCGCGGCGCUGGCUGCAGCCGUCGGAAAUUUGCGACGUGUUGAAGGGGGCGCUGCUGGUGACGUGCGUCGCGCUGCUGAAUUUCGUCGACGUGUCUGUGCUGUACCACAUAGUGCGCGGGCAGGCCGUCAUCAAGCUCUACAUUUUCUUCAACAUGCUCGAGAUCGCCGACAAGCUGUUCUCCUCGUUCGGACAGGACAUCCUCGACGCCCUCUUCUGGACGGCGACGGAACCGCGCGCGCGGAAACGCGAGCACUUCGGCAUCGUUCCGCACUUUGCGCUCGCGGUCGUCUACGUGUUCAUCCACGCGACGCUCGUACUGCUGCAGGCGACGACGCUAAACGUCGCCUUCAACUCGCACAACAAGGCGCUGCUCACGAUCAUGCUGUCGAACAACUUUGUCGAGCUGAAGGGCAGCGUAUUCAAGCGCUUCGAGCGGAACAACCUCUUCCAGAUGUCGGUGAGCGACGUGCGCGAGCGCUUCCACUACCACGCGCUGCUCUUCGUCGUCAUGAUGCGCAACAUGACGGAGUUCGCGUGGAACGCCGACCACUUCUGGGUUCUCAUCCCCGACAUGAUCGUCGUCCUUGUCGCCGAGCUGUUCGUCGACUGGCUCAAGCACGCAUUCAUCACCAAGUUCAACGAGAUCCCCGCGGAGGUGUACCGGGAGUUCACGACGAGCCUCGCGUACGACAUGACGACGAGCCGUCGCAAGACGGCGUUCUCCGACCACUGCGACCUCGUCUCGCGCCGGAUGGGAUUCAUCCCGAUUCCGCUGAGCGUGCUCAUCGCACGCAUCGUCAUGCAGAGCGUCAGCGUAGAGGGCGCGGCCGGCUGGGCGACCGUCGCCGUCGGCUUCCUGUGUCUGCUCUCGCUGAAGGUGUUGGUGAACGUCGUCGCGCUCGGACGAGCGAUCCGCAUCGUCGGCGACCACCGCGAGACAGCGCGAGCGUCGCCGCGGCCGAAGCGAUCGUCGCUGCGCGGCGGCGCGUUGCCGCGGCGAUCCGUCAGCUUCGUGGGCGCGACGCGGCAGCCGGCGCCGGUGUUCGAGCGUCCGAUCUACCCGGUCGGCAGCAGCGUGAGCAUAGCUUCGGUGAAGCUGAACCCGGAGAUGCUGAAGAUGGAGCGCGAGUGCGCGGCGAUGGCCGGCGGCGCCCCGCCACAGCGCGCGGCGAGCGAGGGACAGCUAGAGGGCGCCUGCGAGGCGGACGCGGCGGUGAGGCGGCGCAACGUCGCGGGCGAGACGUCCGCGUGA